Molecule: messenger RNA, 213 nt
Organism: Dentiscutata heterogama
Lineage: Eukaryota; Fungi; Glomeromycota; Glomeromycetes; Diversisporales; Gigasporaceae
Source: the annotation of a GenBank genome assembly
AUGCAUAUUAAUAUUCCUUGGGUUGGGUUACCAAUCUUUGGGUUGAAGUUACUACCUCUGGGUUGGGGUUAUCACUCUUUGGGUUGGGUUACUACUAUCUUGGUUGGGUUACUACACUCUGGGUUGGGUUAUCAUACUUUGGGUUGGGUUAUCUACACUCUGGAUCAGAUUGAUGCUUUUCAGAAUAGGUUAACACUCUAUAGAUUAGGUUAA